Molecule: messenger RNA, 1902 nt
Organism: Fulvia fulva
Lineage: Eukaryota; Fungi; Ascomycota; Dothideomycetes; Mycosphaerellales; Mycosphaerellaceae
Product: U4/U5/U6 small nuclear ribonucleoprotein prp3
Exons: 1
Coding region: 1-1902 (633 amino acids)
Biological process (GO): mRNA splicing, via spliceosome
Cellular component (GO): U4/U6 x U5 tri-snRNP complex
Source: RefSeq, a predicted model, not a curated record
AUGACGGGCAAACGGCCAUACGACACAAAUGGGGAGGGCAGCGAUCUGAAGAGACAACGCGCAGAGGAUGGAUCACCACGACCGGCUGCACAACAUGACCUGGAGAGGAAGAAGCAGGAAACGGCGGCGAGGAUGGCCGCCAUAAAGGCCAAGAUGGCUGCCAGUAAGGCGAGCGCUGGAGGAGUAACACCGCCACCUGCACCCCCAGCACCACCUCCUGCACAAGCGUCACAGAGUUCAGCUUCGGCAAAUGGCGACGAUGCAGCAGCGAAAAGGGCAGAGGCUCAGCGCAAGAUUGCAGAGAUCAAGGCCCGCAUGGCAGCGAAGAACGGGACUGGCGCAUCACCUGCGAACGGAGCUGCUGCACCACCGCCGCCACCUACUAGACAGGAGCCGGACUGGAGGGCGGAGGCAAGAGCGAGGGCUGCUGAGAUAGCAAAGCAGAACAGCCAACAGAAAUCUGCCCUUCCCACUCCACCGCCGAGAGUCGAUGGACGAGGCGCGAGAGGUGGCCUGGGCAUUGGUCUGCACCCGUCGUUGAUGGGAGAUGCGGGCAGGGACAAGAGCCAGGCAGGCCAGCAGGGACCGAAGUUCAGCACAACUAAGGGAAACCAGCAGCCGGAGAAACCCAAGAUCAACCCAUACCUCGCAGCCGACGACCAGAUACCACGAGAUGAUCAGGACUCGGCCUUUGCUCCCUCCGCGCGUCGAUAUGCUGAGAGGAAGAGCAAGCAGCUGGUGUUCGCUGAGAAGGGCAAGUACAUGGCUCAGGCGAAUGCAUUGCGGCAGCAGGCGAAGCUGGAAGAGAUGAAGCGACGCAUAGCUGCUGAGAGCAAGAAGCAGGAGAUUGAAGAGGCAUCAGACAAAUCGUUCUUAGUACCGGCACCGCCCGAUGUGGAGUGGUGGGACGAGGGACUGUUACCGGAAGGGCAGAGUACGUACGAUGAUUGGGACAAGGAGGGCCGCAAUAAAAUUGAGACCACUGAUUCCAUCAUCACGAACCUCGUCCAACGACCAGUAUUGCUACAAGCGCCACAAGAUCGAUUCGUCCCAGCACCCAAGCCGCUCAUGCUUACAGAGAAAGAGCAGAAGAAGCUGCGAAGACAACGCCGUAUGGCAGACAUGAAGGAAGAACAGGCGAAGAUCCGUCUGGGACUGAUCGAGCCUCCUCCGCCCAAGGUGAAGAAGUCGAACAUGAUGCGCGUGCUUGGUGAACAAGCCGUGAAAGAUCCUACUGCCGUCGAGGCACGUGUGAACCGCGAAAUCGCACAGCGUGCCUCUGAUCACGAUAAAGCCAACGCCGAGAGAGCUUUGACAGCCGAGCAAAGAGCAGAGAAGCUGAAGAAGCAACAGGAAGGAGAUGCUGCCAAGGGUGUCAAGGUUGCAGUCUUCCGUGUUGACGAUCUCAGCUCAGGCAAGCAUAGAUACCAAGUUGAUGUCAACGCGAAGCAGGAUGCGCUUACUGGUAUCGUGAUCCUCAAUCCGACCAUGAACCUCAUCAUCGUCGAAGGUGGAUCGCACAGUAUCAAGCACUUCAAGAAACUGCUUCUGAACAGGAUAAAGUGGACUGAGAACACGAUGCCGGUUGGAGACUCGAAUCCUACGACAUUCACUGGCACAACAGAUGGCAGCAACGCGACCACUACCUCCAGCAGUGUAUACAGCACGUCGGGUAGCAGGGGUACUGGAAGCAAAGCUGCUGAAUGGUGCGCUCCUCUCGACGAGAACGGCAACCUGAAAGACCUUAGCGAGAACAGAUGCGUAUUGGUCUGGGAAGGAGAUGAGCCCACAAGACACUUCAAGAAAUGGGGAAGCCGAGCCUGCGAGACUGACGGUGAGGCGAGGGACGUAUUGACAAAGACAAAGAUGGAGAAUAUGUGGACGCUGGCAAGAAGCAAGUAA